UAUUUACAUUGAUGAUUGAUGUCGUUCCCGAUGGCCGCCACCUCCCUCUCCCUCUCCCCAAACCCUACCUUCACCACCACCUCCGCCACCUCUCACAAAUUCUCUCCCUAUCUCUCAGCCAGUAACCACCUCAAAUUCCCAACCACCUCCACCACUUCUCCCUUCCCCGCCCAAUUCCUAACCACUCUCCACCUCUCAUCCCAAACCACAACCCCACGCGCAGCCGCUGCAUCCACCUCUCCCGCCACCACGUUCCACGGCCUCUGCUACGUCGUCGGCGACAACAUCGACACCGACCAGAUCAUCCCCGCCGAGUACCUCACCCUCGUCCCCUCCAACCCCUCCGAGUACGAGAAGCUCGGCUCCUACGCCCUCUGCGGCCUCCCGGCGUCUUACUCCACGCGCUUCGUCGACCCCGACCAGACCAAGUCCAAGUUCUCCAUCGUCAUCGGCGGCGCCAACUUCGGCUGCGGCUCCUCCCGCGAGCACGCGCCUGUUGCUCUCGGCGCCGCCGGCGUGUCGGCGGUGGUGGCGGAGUCCUACGCGCGCAUCUUCUUCAGGAACUCAGUGGCCACCGGCGAGGUGUACCCGCUGGAAUCGGAAACGAGGAUUUGCGAGGAGUGCAGCACCGGCGAUGUGUUGAGCAUUGAGCUGAGCGAGAGCCGUUUGAUUAAUCACACGACUGGGAAAGAGUAUGUGUUGAAGCCGAUUGGGGACGCCGGGCCGGUGAUCAGAGCCGGUGGGAUAUUUGCUUAUGCUAGAGAGGCUGGGAUGAUUCCAACUUUGUCUGGUUAGAAAUUUCGGCUAUGUUUUUAACUUAUGAUUCUCAGACUUUAUGAUGCUCAUAUUGAUAGAAUGCAAUGUGUUUAGGUUUGCUUUUUGUUUGUUUGCUCUAUCAGUUCUAUGGUUUGUAUCGUCUCGUAAUUGUUGUAUUUUGGGAUUUAAGAAAUAAAGGGCAAUGGUUUUCGCAGA
Molecule: messenger RNA, 972 nt
Organism: Argentina anserina (silverweed cinquefoil)
Lineage: Eukaryota; Viridiplantae; Streptophyta; Magnoliopsida; Rosales; Rosaceae
Product: 3-isopropylmalate dehydratase small subunit 1-like
Exons: 1
Coding region: 19-795 (258 amino acids)
Molecular function (GO): hydro-lyase activity
Source: RefSeq, a predicted model, not a curated record